Stegodyphus dumicola is the source of this 1152-nucleotide messenger RNA. Its product is annotated as aspartate dehydrogenase domain-containing protein-like. Lineage: Eukaryota; Metazoa; Arthropoda; Arachnida; Araneae; Eresidae. Gene Ontology annotation, molecular function: L-aspartate dehydrogenase [NAD(P)+] activity; NADP binding. The record is from RefSeq and is a predicted model, not a curated record. Gene Ontology annotation, biological process: NAD+ biosynthetic process.
AAAUUUAAGUAAUCUGCUGAACAGAUGACUUGAAUUGCAGAAUACAUGUGUAUGAAAAAUGUAAGCAGUUUGCAUAUUUCUUUAAAAUUUCUCUUGUGUUCUGAAACUAAAUAUUAUGGCUUAUAAAGUUGGCAUUAUAGGAUUUGGUAAUUUAGGAAAGUUUCUUGUCUCAAGUAUUGCAGCUGAUCCCAAUUAUGAAAUUGCAUUCGUAUGGAAUCGAACGAAAUCUGUUAUUUGUGGUGUCGUUGAAACCUCCUUGAUUCUAGAUGAUCUUAAAGAUUUUGCUUCAAGGAAACCUGAUAUAAUAGUUGAAGUCGCCCAUCCAUCGAUUACAAAAUCUUUCGGGAAGGAAUUCUUAAGUUAUUGCGAUUAUAUGUUAUGUGAUGAGGAUUUGCUUAGAGAUUUGGAAGAAGCAGCUAUUCAUCAUGGUUUAUAUAUUCCAAGUGGAGCAUUUUGGGGAGGAGAAGAUGUUAGAAAAAUGUCUGAUGCUAGAAAGCUUAGAGCUUUAAAGGUUACCAUGAAAAAGCAUCCCUUGAGUUUAAAGGUGGAAGGAUAUUUAAAGUUGCUGAAUGAUGAAGUGAAAGAUAAAGCUGUAACUUUAUAUGAAGGUUGUGUUCGGGAUGUAUGUUCUCUUGCUCCUCACAAUACCAAUACAAUGGCAGCUGCUGCUGUAGCGGCACCAAGUUUGGGCUUUGAUGGUGUCACCGGAUGUUUAAUUUCGGAUCCAAAUUUGGAUAAGUAUCAUAUUGUAGAAAUAGAAGCAUUUGGGUUUCCCAAUAAAGAUGGUUCUUAUUUUCAUGUUCAUACUAUUCGAAAAAAUCCUGCUGUAGUUGGAGAAGUGACAGGUGAAGCUACUUACACUGCCUAUUUGGGUAGUCUUAAAAGAGCUAAAGGAAAGGGGCCUGGUGUGCAUCUGUGUUGAAAUUUUGUGAUGUACAAAUGAAGUAACUGAUAAGCUUUAGGGUAUAUAUUGAUAAAUUACAUGCCUAGAAGAAAAGCAAAUGUUGAUGUAGCAAUAUUAUCAUAUAUCUACUCAAGACAACUGAGACAAAUAUCUGAAGGACUUUUUUUCCCUUUAAUCUGCAUAUUCAUUGUAUUUUGUGUAAAAUUUUUAUUUUAGAAAACAAUAAACACAAAAAUUUUUAUAGAAAA